GAUUAUUGGAGGUAAGACUGGAAAACAACUUUUCUCAGAAGCUGUUUAUGCAGUUGAUUUGCAGUAUUUGGAAAAAUGUUUUUGAACCAGAAGCUUUGGAUUUUCACCGUGUUUCUGGCAGUUCUGUCAGGUGUAAGUGCCAUCAAUGUGCACAUCAGUAAAGAAAACUACGAGGUACUGAAGGGUGACAGUGCCACGCUGACCUGCACCUUUCAGUCCACUAUCACUCCACAACUUGCAAUCAUCUCAUGGUCUGCUGUGGGUACACAACCUGAUGAUCAGGAGGUCCUGAUCAUCACCCACUACUACCCAAUGAAACGCACUGAUGUGAAACCAGCGUAUGCAGGCAGAUUUCUCCUGAAUGUGGAUGUCUUGAGGGGAAAGGCCAUGCUACGACUGUCCUCUGUCACAUCAGCAGACGACAAGAUAUAUGAGUGUCGUGUCCUGAUCCCAGGUGACGACGAAGGAAAGUCAGCUGCCACCACUCGCUUGGUUGUCAAUGAGCCUGUAUCCAAACCAGUUUGUGGGAUCCAGGGAACAGUGAGGUCGGGUGAGAACAUCAAUCUGACCUGCCACUCCGAGAAAGGUUCUCCACCACCCUCGUACAGAUGGGAGAGGUGGCACGAGAGCGUAGGAUCCAAGCGUCGCUUCAUGGCCCACACAACAACUCAAAAUGGAGGAGUUCUGUCUCUGUACGAUAUCUCCAAUGACACAUCAGGCUUGUACUACUGCAUGUCAUGGAACAAAAUCCGCACUUCAACAUGCGAAGUCCACCUCUCAGUCUUACUGGAUGACUCUCCGGGAUCUGAUGUUUUCGGAGCUGUUGGUGGAGCUGUAGCUGGAGUUGCUGGUGCUGCUGCUGGAGCUGUUGCUGGAGUUGCCGGAGCUGCUGCUAGAGCUGCUGCUGGAGCUGCUGCUGGAGCUGCUGGAGCUGCGUCUGGAGCUGCUGCUGGAGUCUUGGUAUCAAUUGCUUCUGUUGCUGACAAAAUAAUACUGGGGGAUGGAAACAAUAAUUAAGGACAAACGCCUCCAAAAUCAACCUAGCUAGCUAAAUGAUCUCUCUAAAGGAUAAAAUAUAUUCUUUUUCCUGCUUAGUUGCAUAAUUCCAAACAGCCCAUAUCUGCUGUGCUUAGAUCAAAUCAAACCAUCGUAUCAUUAAGACUUACGUUACACACAAAUAUGAAGAUUUGAUUGUGGUCUUGAGUCUGAAAUAGUUUUUACAGGCCAAAGUCAUGUGAUUUGUAGAGAUGAUGUGAAAACCUGUUUCAUGCAAACCAUGAAUACAUAUACUUGCAUUAUUGUUGGAAGUAAUGUUCACAUACAGUCAAACUUCAGUGUUUGUUCAUUUUUUUCAUGAAAUACUGCAAAUAGAAGUUUUGUAGAAAGGUUACGGCGAAUUGUUUGUAAAUUGUCAUGCAAUAAUGAUUGUUCCAAAUACUAAUCCACAACAGGAAUAAUGAAAUUAUCUCUGGAUAUGUCAUCAGUAAUAAAGAGUCUGGUCAUAUUAAUAUGAAAUAAAGUAUAUUCCAGUGAAAUGUAUUACAUUUUUUUGUGGAUUCUUUACUUGAAAUAAAAAAUGCUUAUUUUAGCAUAAAUGCAUAUAAAAUGUAUUUCCUUUCACUACCUGCUACUUUUUCAUAACAUUUGAGUGUGAAUCUUGUUGCCUAACUUUGCACUGUCAUAUAUAAUGGCAAUAAAAACAUUUUAGGCAUGGCACCUCAGACUUUUGCUUUUCUGUUGAUAUGUGUGCUGUGCUGUGAUCACUUCUUUCAUGUCCAACAUUAUUGUACUGGCAUAACUAUUCGCAAUAUUAAA
This is a messenger RNA of Salarias fasciatus (jewelled blenny), 1815 nucleotides long. RefSeq names its product cell surface A33 antigen-like. Lineage: Eukaryota; Metazoa; Chordata; Actinopteri; Blenniiformes; Blenniidae. The record is from RefSeq and is a predicted model, not a curated record. The coding region runs from base 76 to 1017 and encodes 313 amino acids. Gene Ontology annotation, cellular component: plasma membrane. The transcript is spliced from 6 exons.